This is a messenger RNA of Mesorhabditis belari, 504 nucleotides long. Lineage: Eukaryota; Metazoa; Nematoda; Chromadorea; Rhabditida; Rhabditidae. The record is from the annotation of a GenBank genome assembly.
AUGAGUCUUCUCUCCUCUUGCCUUGCUCUUCUCUUCGCCGUUCUUCUCGCCUUUGCCUCUGUUUCCAUGGUCAACGCUGAUCCCGUCCCGUUAUGCAAUCUUGCCCGGAAAAAUUUGAGGACAACUAAUCUGAAGACCAAUUGCGGCGGAUGGGUUAUGACAGCGGCAAGCUGCGUCCGAAAAAACGUCCGGUGGUACUACUAUUUGAGUUACAGAUACAAGCUCAAAGUCAAACGGCUCGCGUUUGGGAACAUGGUGACGUCGCUCUUUUUAGAGCUGGAAACGGAUAUUGACACCAGUGAUGAUUUCGGAAGGCGAGUAUGUCUCGAAGCUAGAGGCUUGACACUGAAAGAACCGAUGAUUGCUUUUGGAAUGGGAGACGGAGAAAAAGCCAAGUACAAGAGGCCGUUUUACGCGCUGACUGUCUUGAUGAGCAAGACACCUUCGGAGAUUCCGGAGGCCCGCUUGUUGCAAAAUAUGGCCCGACUUGGUACCAAGUGGAAA